Messenger RNA from Cladocopium goreaui, 3912 nucleotides. The record is from the annotation of a GenBank genome assembly. NCBI's taxonomy places the organism in Eukaryota, Dinophyceae, Suessiales, Symbiodiniaceae.
UUUUGCCAUCGCGCCUGAAUGUAAGACGCACAUGCCCUAAGCAGUGGCCGAAGGGCUGCGCAUAGAGAGGCGCGCAUGGCAGUGCCGGUGAAGAAAAAGGUCAAGGUGAAGAAAAAGGCCGCGGCCCCGGAGAAGACCGUGACGAAGACCCAGGUCGCGGAAACGUCUGAGGCGCCAAAGUCUGAUGAACCAGCUGAGACCCGGGAAGAGGACAAGGCCACCUUCGAAUCCCUUGGAGUCUGCGAGGAGCUUUGCCGAGCCGUGAAGCUGAUGAAGUGGGCGAAACCCACGAAGAUUCAGCAAGAAGCCAUCCCUUGGGCCUUGCAGGGCCGGGACAUCAUCGGCCUAGCUGAGACGGGCAGUGGCAAGACGGGGGCCUUUGCCCUGCCCAUCGUGCAGCGCCUUUUGGACGAUCCACAGCGGUUCUACGCCGUGUGUUUGGCGCCCACCCGGGAGCUUUGCGUCCAAAUCGGUGAGCAGUUCGAGGCCAUAGGUAGCACCAUCAAGCUGCAGACGGCCACAGUGGUGGGAGGAUUGGCCAUGGUGGACCAGGCCAUGGCGCUGGCGAAGCGUCCGCACGUGGUGGUGGCCACGCCCGGCCGCUUGGUGGAUCACCUGGAAAACACCAAGGGCUUCCACCUGAAGACGGUGAAGUAUCUGGUCAUGGAUGAGGCGGAUCGAUUGCUGUCCAUGGACUUCGAUGAAGCCUUGGACAAGAUCUUGGAGUUUUGUGGACGUGAAACCAUGCUUGCCGCAGUUUUUUUUGCUUCAGCUGCGCCCCUGGCGGGCUUGGCCGCGGCGUGGAGGAUGGCAGCCAUGUCCUCAGUUUCCAACAGUGGUUUCACUGCCAUCAGAGGUUUGCCUGGCACCUCCCUGCACCGUCAGCCCACGCUGCAGCACGUCUUGGUUGUGCCACGUGCGCGGCGGAAAUCGAAGGGCUCCUUUGUCGCCUCCAGCUGCGCCCUGGCUGCGGCGUCGCGGCUCAUGCAGCUCCGCCGGCGCACGGGGCGCACGGGGCGCCGGGUGCUGUCGCUGGACCUUCCGGGGCUGCUGGCGCCGAGAACGGAAGAUGCGAAGGCGACGGAAGGCUCAGGUCGUCUCUUUCAUGCACAUGGCCCGGUGGGUUUACAACGGCUGCGCUUGUCGUCCGACGUGCUGGACUUGUUAUUUGAAGACGUAGCAUCCGAUGUGGCAACCCUGCUGGCAACUGGCUUCCAGUCCUGUGUGGAUCAUCCGCAGUUACCAGGGCACCAUUACUUGGAGGGCUACUUCCACACCCUCCCGGUGGACCUCGCUGUGGCCUCGCCCAACGUCCGCAGCGGCGUCUCCGCCGCGACGCCGCCGGCGCCGCGGCGCCUGGCGGCCUUCGCGGAGGCGCUGCGGCGGAAGAACCGAAGGCUGUUGGAGGACUUGGCGGAGCAGUGUCCUGCAGGUUCGCCUCUCCGCGCGGUGCUGUCGACCUGUCGGGCCUUCGGCGACCUGGCGGUGCAGAUCCACUGGGGCGACGCCGUGGAGGACCAGGACGUGGCGUGGCACGUGGAUGCCAACAACUCAGCGCUGCACAUGGCGGUGUCACUUCGUGGUCGACGGACGCUCCAGAUGAAACUGUGCGACCCUUUCGCUCUUGAAACCCAGGUGCUGCAGGAGCCCCAGCAGCCCGGAGAUGUCUAUAUUGGCAACCCAGCUGCCUAUGAACACGGCCUGACCUAUGCAGCUGCCAGCUGGGAGAAGCGCAUGGUUGCCUUGCAGCUGCGCUUGCUACUUACUGAAGCUGAGAUGCGCGACGCCCACUUUUUGGAUGGAAUGGCUAUGCUGGCGCGGCGCGUGAGCACUGCACCCUUCGAGCUGCCGAGUCUCGAAGAUGUGAGACCCGACAAGAUGAUGCACACGGCUGACCGAUUUGAGAGGGGAAAGCAGUGGAAAGAUGUGGAAAGCGGUCUGCUGAGCACUCUGGCAGCAGUGGUCAUCCGGUGGGACCAGUGGCGAUCCCAUGGUCUAUGCGGCCUCGGCUUGCCCGCGGUGCCGCCUGUCAUGAGGCCUUUCCGCAACACCUUGGACAAAGUGGUCUCUUUUGGUGACGACUUGCCGCAGGAGGCUAGAGCUUCGGUUCUGAACCUGGAUGCGGAGACCAUGAAGUAUCUGACCUCUGCCAGUGAGUAUGGCGGCUUGGUGUGCCUGACGAACAUCGUCGGGCCCAAGUUGAUGCUUCAGUUGCACAACGAGGCCAAAGCGCUGCGUGGGAGUCUGAAGCCUUCAGAGUAUUGGAAUCGUUGGCAAGAAGGUCGAGCGGAUUCGUAUUGUUUGAUCGACAAAGGGACUAUGGAAAUCAUGGGCUAUGCGGCCAUGACUUUCGCCAUCGACUUGCUCGAGGAGAUCUGUCAACGCUUGGCCGAGUUCGAUGGCGUUCGCCCCACCGCGAAGCUGCAGCUGGCCUGCUUCGCUGCCGGCUCCGCGGGCUACGAGGCCCACACGGACGGCUCCAAGGCGGAGGAGUUGGGGACGAUGCCCGAGGAUCAGAAGAUGAUGAUCUCAGCCAGGUCUGCGCUCAAGGCGCUCUUGGACGUAGCUUUGUCGCGCUUUGUCGUGCUCUUUGAUGCGACCUUCCCGGUCUUCCUCUUCCUCUUCCUCUUCCGGGCGGGUGGCGCCCACGUGAAGACAAAACCUUUCCUUGUGAGCGUAUGUUCUGGACUCUCCAGACUCCAGCCACACGGAUUACACUCUCCUGCCAGUGGAGCUACGAUGUCGCACUAUUCAACACUAGGCAUUAUGCCGGUGGCAACAAGCAAGGAAAUCCAUGAGGCUUUCCUUACUUCUGCCCUUCGCGCACAUCCAGACAGCGGAGGUUCUGAUUUCCAGCUUCAGGAGGUUUUACACGCAUUUGAGAUGCUAUGCGAGCAGCGUGAGCGGCGCAGUCUGGUUCGAAAAAAGCAUGCGCUUGCAGAUCAGGAACCGCUGGGAGCGCGGGGCCAUGAACCCCAUGUGCCGAAUGCGAUUCAGUGGGUCUGGAAGAGAACAAGCGCUGGGUCAACGCUGCCUCGCCUGUGCAAGCUCCUCUCCAGUCUGCCAGCAGAUAGACGUCAAUUCGUCCUGCAGCAGUGCUUUUCGCAGCAGCAACGCUUGCAGCUUGAGAGGUGGAUGCUGGCGCGGCCAGUGACAAAGCAGGUCCGCGGGCCCAACUCAAGGGUCUCGCGCAGCUCCAAAGCCACCCGCAGAAGAGUACAAAGUGUGGUGCGAGUGACACGGCAGAACAAGUACCGAUACUACAUGGCGUCUGCAGCAGUCGAGGGUUUGAGAUUGGUUACCAGGACAGUUGGCAGCCUGGAGGUGGCACUCACCUUUCAUUCAAUCCUGGUUGUCAUCAAGCAACGAACAAGUUUCCUCCGUGGAAACUUCGAAGCAAGGUUUCGCGCUGCUUUAAGCUCAACCUUCUCGGAGUUCAAAGCCGAUCCUGAGUCCAUGGGUCUCAAGUUCAUUGUGAGCUUGCGCGUCCUUUGGAUGAAAACUCCUUUGCGAACACCUGCAUAUUUAGUUGCGUCUCAGCUGGACAACGGCUUGCAGGCUUUACAUCGACUUCGCAAGGCGCGAGGUUCUGUUCGGAACUAUGUGCUACGGGCAGUGAACACAGUGGACUUGGACGAACAGUGGACGCAAAUCCGAGGUGAAUACUUGGAUGUCAUGGUGGAAGCUGGAUGCAAAAAGCAAUCCGUGUUGGAUAGGCUUGAACUUCUCGAUCGGGAAAGAGCCUCCAAAUUGCAGGAGCAAUCUCGGCGCUGGCUGACAGCGAAGGGCAAGCGUCUCGGUUGUUCCAAAAAGAAGUCUGGACGCACGAGAAAGUGUGACGCGAAUGCAGAUUUGAUUAUCCAGCGUCAGAUCGAAGCUCUGCUAUCGAGAUGGAAUAUGAGGCAGCAUUAA